Molecule: messenger RNA, 1478 nt
Organism: Paramecium pentaurelia
Lineage: Eukaryota; Ciliophora; Oligohymenophorea; Peniculida; Parameciidae
Source: the annotation of a GenBank genome assembly
AUGCAAUAAAAAGAGAAGAAAUUUGAACCAAUAAAAAUGCCUAUCAAGGCAAAAGGAUUAGCAGAUGCUUAAGUUUAAAAACAAAUCACAACUGACAAGCAUCCCUAAAAGAAAAUUUAAAAAGUACUAAUUAUAUUAGAUUUGUAGCAAUAAUAAAAUCCUUAAUCAGAGGAAAGAAUAGAAUUUUAGGGGAAAAUAAAUAAGGAAUCUAUUGCUGCUGAAAUACUAUGUAAUUCUCAUUUUUAUUCAACAAGAAAAUGGAUAUGUUCAAUCCUAUGCUGAUUUUUUUUAUGUGACUAAUGAAACCGUCCCAAAAUUAUUUUAUUAACCUUCAGGAAUUUCAUUAGAGGAACAUUUUUCAAAUAAUAGAAGUAUUUUCUCCAUAGAAAUUAGUUCACCAAAAAUAUAUUAAUUAAGAUGAAGAAUUCUUGUUAGAUUUAAAAAAGAGAUUAUAAAAUGCUGAAGAAAACUCUAAAUACUAGUACCCAGAUAAAACUUAGGCAUUAAACGAGUACCUAAAUUUGGCUGAAUUCUUUUUUACUGAAUAUCAGGAUUAUAUAGUGGCAGCAUAUUUUUACAAAAGAGUAAUAUAAAUAUCAAGAUAAUAUACUGUAAAAAUUUUAUUGAUGAUAGGAAGCUAAAGCUGAAGGCAAGGGCAAGUUAGGAUAUGCUAAAUGUCAUUACCAAGUUGGAUUGAUAGAUUAAGCAAUACACAUUUUGGAGGAAAGCAUGAAAUAAUGCGAAUAAUUAUAGAAUUUGGAUUCGGUAGUUGAAUAAAUGUCAACUGAAUUAAUCAAAAUAUACAACAGAAUGGCCUAAGAAUAUGAGAAGGGGGAUAACGAUCAAAUUGCAUAAUCAUUAAAAUAUUAUGAUAAAUGCAGAGAAGCAGCAUAAAAAGCAGGAGACUUAGAGUCAGAAGGAGUGAUAUGCAACAAAAUUGGUGGGUUAUAUUUCAAAAUGUAGAACAUCUAAAAGAGUAUAUAAUAUCAUCACAAAUUCUUGGAAAUUGUCAAAUAGUUACACAAAGAAGUAUAUUUCAUUAUCAUUUUAUAAGGAUUCAAAAUAAAAAGAGAUGGAGGCACAUUCAUCAUUAGCCUAAUGUUAUUUAAAGAAAGGUGAUGUAGAUGAAGCUUAAAAGCAUUUGGAAAGUUAUUAUGCUUUAGCUAAGGAUUAAAAAUUAUAUAAUUCAUAAUCCGAUGCUGCACUACAUUUGGCAAAAUUAUAUUAGAGCAAAGGAAACACAGCCAAAUCAUUAGAAUAUUUUUAACAGCACUUUGAUUGUGCUAAGUCAGAGAAACCUGAAUAAAAGAGUAGAAAAUUAAUUGAUAGAGCAAGAGUUACUUAUGGUAUAGCUAAGGCAAAUGCAUUUAUGGGUAUGAAUUCAAACAAUAAAUUUAGAUAAUUACAUUAAGCUAGUAGCAAACAGCGAUAAAAAUUUAAAAGCAUUAUUGGAUUGGAAAUCAAAAAGGGAUAAAUGA